Myxozyma melibiosi is the source of this 5968-nucleotide messenger RNA. RefSeq lists its product as uncharacterized. Gene Ontology annotation, molecular function: 1-phosphatidylinositol 4-kinase activity. The record is from RefSeq and is a predicted model, not a curated record. Gene Ontology annotation, biological process: phosphatidylinositol phosphate biosynthetic process; phosphatidylinositol-mediated signaling. The coding region runs from base 119 to 5866 and encodes 1915 amino acids. The transcript has 7 exons. NCBI's taxonomy places the organism in Eukaryota, Fungi, Ascomycota, Lipomycetes, Lipomycetales, Lipomycetaceae. Gene Ontology annotation, cellular component: plasma membrane; cytoplasm.
CUUCUUUCAGACCCUGUCGUUUUCGUUUGAUUCACGCCGCCUUCUAGACAUUCAUCGCUGUCGUGCCUCCAUUCAACAGAGCUCCAUUUUUUGAAAUCGGUAUUGGACUCUUUUGGAGAUGGAGAGCUACGGAAUACCCCGAGCCACUUUACGGUCGGUCACUCUCGAGAGACUGGCAACUUUCUCGGCCAAGAACAGUCAGGAUGAUGAUCUGGAUAAACUGCUGCUUGCACUACGCGCAUCAGGCAACAUUUUUACGCAUCGCUCAAAAGCGCCUACCAACGGCGAGAAUCAUGUGAAAGCUGAUAUUAACGGACACGCACUCCCCGCGCCGAUGACUGCGAACGAAUUGCAAGUACUGCUCUCUCUAGCUUCGUCGGUGCAGUAUAUACGGCAAAAGUCUCACGCCAAACGCCUCCUUGAUCAAUUGGGGACGUGUUUGGCCGUCAGUCACCAACAUCGAUUUGAGAACUCUGCCUACAUAACUGAGCUGUUUCCUUCUCCUUGGGAGGUCGUGUCGGAGAAGCUGACGCUGGCUAUUCUUGACAUCGGUCAUCAGUUUACCGAUUUACAAGCGAUUGCCUGUGACUACCUUAAUAAAUAUCUGGAGAGCCUGAAGGAAGCGAAUAAGUCUCUGGAAGCGCCAUUUCACUUCAUUUCUGUAUUUCCGCUAUCUUUUUCUCUCCACGGCUUCAUUUCAGCGUUCAUGAAGCGACCCAUGUACUAUAGCGACCCUGAUGCUCAGAUGGCUCUACUGAAUGCGACGCGAGGACUCUUCGAGGAUGAUAUGCUACUAAAACUCGAAGAAAGCAUGUCGAUGCUAAGAACGUCGAACCAUUCGAGUCCAUCCGUUAGCAUCUGGAUGACAUAUCGUCGCAACUACCGGGCAAUAGGCAAAGUGCUAGGCUCUCUAUCGCUGAGAUAUAGCUAUAUGGAAAUGGUGCGUCAUAUUGCCGGAUUAUACGUGUUGAAAGGACAGCCCGAGGAGAUUUGCAUCAAGGACUGCUAUCUUGAUACGAUUAUGGCCCAAUCAAGAUUUGUCCCUCACAUCGAUGAUAGAAGCCGGCAGGUUCUGAAAACCUGUUGCGAAAUCGCAAUGGGUGGCAUUUCCGUUAUCGAGGAAGGUCUUGACUAUGUCAACAUGUCGUCCUCUCGUCAAAGACGGGUUACUUUUGCGUUAAAGGCGUCAGCACUUGAGGUUUUGUGUAUUGGAAACAUCCUUGAAGAGUUUCCUGUAGAUGAUACGGUGCUAUUGCUGGAGAACGCGCUCACAGAUGAGGAUCAGAUCGUGGAAGAGGUUCUAAUCAGCAGAAUAUUCAAGAUUAUGGCUUUGCUCUGCAAAAAGAACUCGGAUAUUGGAUCUUCUCUCACUAGAAUCUUCCCACGACUUCUAGUACGCUACAGUACGACUCUGACAACCAUCCAGACCGGUACGGUUUGUGUUGCAUAUGCGCUACAUUAUCUCUCGGAGGAUGCCGUGAUCUCGACUCUGUACACGUUUGCGAAUAUUCUUGUUCUUGAGAGAGCGAACUCACCUUCGAACAAUAGAGCGGCUCCCAAAACUGUGACUUCCAAUGGUUUACAACGAGUGUCUAGCAUGGGGAGCAGUAUCAGCUUGAUCUCACGGAGUGAAGAGGAACUGAACAUUAUAUAUGAGAAUGUGAUCCAUGCGCUUGCGCGUAUUAUGCAAGGCUAUGGCAAUCCCAAGAUGACGGCGCUGACUAUCUCUGUUCUUGUACAGAAGAUAGGUCGUGUGAACGAUUUCAUUGACCGAUGCUUGGUACUUGGGCUGGUGAGCUUAGCUUGCAGUGGCACCGAACGAGAAUUCAAAUCUAUUUUGAAGCUCUAUUCGCGUCUUUCGAGUGAGGCUAUUGCAAGAGGAGACAAAGAAAUGGCGGAUGCAGUUCUCGAGGCUCAAGUGAGAAUUGCAAAGAAUAUGGAUACAAAGAAUCAGUACUACGAGCUUUAUCUUCGAACUCUACUGAUCGAUAUUGCCAGUAAAGGCGAUGUUCGAGAUGUUGACCACCAUCGCCACAAGCUAGAUGUCAGGGUCCCAGCUGAAGAAAUAUCCUAUCUGAUUACUCCCUUGGCUUCUCUUUUGCCACCCACUACUGAAACAAGAUUCGCCACGGACGACGAAGAGCUCUUGACUGCAUUCCGGAACGCAUGGUUCAACAUGGCGGUUCAUGGAUACAAUAAAGAGUCUGAAUGGGUCUUAAAGCAUGCCAAUGACCUGGAAGUAAUUGCAUGGAGCUCUCCUCCUCUCGUCUCGGAAAAAUCUUCCAACCUGUUUGAGAGUGAGCUUGACAUCAACACAGUUCUCCACCGUGGAUCCCACCAGCACGAUAUGAACGAGCAACGCCAGAAAGUUCUAACCUCUUUUGCUCCCGCUGGAGCGGUGCCUGCGCAGAUUGAGUACCGUUCUUUGACAUUCCCCAAGCUUAUUUUCCUUUCGGCAGCUCUAUUGUUGGAGUCAUUACGCGCGUCUGCGGGCGAUUGUUCGAAGGUUCAGCUUUACUUUCUGGACCCUAGUUUCAGAUCUGGCGAGACCUCCAAAAUCAUCUCCGGUAUUGCUAAUGAAGUCAUGAGAAUCUAUCUGCAAAAGGUCCUUGCUAAGUCGCUUGUUCCAAUGAGUCCCAGCAUCUCAGGCCAGCUCCGAGAACUCCUGAUACUGUGCUGCCACCGUAUCCAGAGCGUUAGCAUUUCUGCAUUCGAAAGUGCGAACAAGAUCAUUGCAAAUGUUCCGUCCUCCCUGUGUAGGAAGGAGAGUUUGUUCACGCUCUUGGAACUUCUCACGCUUCUGUGGAAUAGCUGCCUUGACGAAGAUGUUGAUCAGUACUCGCCUCGUUCGAUCUUUACCUCGGCAAAGACCAAAAUCAGACUUGAGCUCUCAGACUCCUAUAGUAACCGCAAAGCCACUCUGAAGAUGCUACACGGUAGUGCCUCUAAGUGGGUUCAGCUGGCUAUUGAUACCUCCCCUCUUGAUGUGAAGGGUCUUUUGCAAUCUUAUCUGGCGGACAUGGAUGACUUUAGAGCCUUUGGCCACGUAUCUCUUGGGCGGUCAUUUGCUGUGGAUAUGGGCGGUAGAAUAUCGUUCACUGAUAACAAACUGGCUUCCAUCGGACACCCCGCUGAUGUCAAAGUGGACACCAUUUCCGAUUUCUUGACCCAGUAUACCUGGCGUCAGAUCUACCGUCGCGGAGAAUCUGUGGUACCGGGAGAACAUGAUGAGAACACGGUUGCGGCAUACAAUUCCAUCAAGGCGGUUCUCGUUAGCUUACAAGACAGGGUCUCCAAGAAGAGAUUCGUUUCCAUCGCUGAAUUGCGCGAAGGACUUUUGCGCACUGCCGAGUUCAUUCUGGAGUGCAAGAAAUACUCUGCCGAGCUUGUUCACUAUGUCGUUCACAUUCCGUUUAUGGUGUUUUCGAAGCAGUCAAUCAAACUCGGAGUAUCGCUAUGGCUCUGGCUUUUGAAUGAAGCGCCGCAACUUCAAUCAAGGAUUCUGGCCGAAAUAGCUCUUGGUUUUGAGUGGAGCAUACGCCGACGCGAAGGUUUGUACUCGACGGCUCAUGAUCUUACUCCGGUUCUCAAUUUGAAAAUGGAGUACGCCCCGUCAAACAAGGAAGAAAUCAUGCACGAUGCUCGAAUCGCUGUUAACAGUUUUGCGCCUCAUCUGUAUGUGGUCGAGAUGCUUGCUAGCCAUUUCCAGUCGAGCAAAUUCCAGAGCUUGCAUCUGUUUGAAAUCUUUGAGCGAUCGCUGAGAAUCGCUUUGCUGAAUAUGGCGCAUGGUAGCUACCAUCCGCUUGUUCGCCAAAAUCGGUUCAAUAUCAUCCUCUUCUCGUUGAAGCUUCUGGAGGGAUACAGCUCAUUGUCUUCUCAGCGCUCGACAUUCUUCAAGAACUUGGUUCUUACUGCAGCUCUCACGUGGUUCUCGAAACCCCCAGGCUAUCCUUUUGGUGGUAACCGGCUGCAACUGAAGUCUGAGUUUAGAUUACUUCUGGAUGUUUACCAGCGGGUAAAGACGCUAAGGGUCAAUGGUCCCGAGAAAGCUCUAUUCUUAGAUGUCAAGAAAGAGUUGCUGCUUCAAUUUUUAAGUCACGAGGUUUACGGCAUGUCAAUCUGGCUCGAUCCUCUUGGGUUUGUGCCUUACAGGGAACUCAAGCAACAGAUUCCCAAGCGCUCGUUCGAGCCUUCCGCCGAGAUGAUCAUUGUGGCUUGGGAGAUUGAUCCAGGAUUAGCUAUUUCAUAUGCAAAGCGGUUCAAGCGUCCUGAAGUUGAGCACCAAUUGCGCCAGCUUGUCAUUGCUGAUACCAUCCGUGCUGCCGAUGUUGCCGACGCUCUUCCUUAUCUUAUUGACGGACAAGUCAAGGAAAAUGGAGGUUCGGAGUUCAAGUAUCUUUUGUUCUGGGCUCCAGCCACUCCCAUUGAUGCAAUCAACUACUUCAUGCCAAAUUACGGAAGAAACACUUUGAUGAUGCAGUAUGCUAUGCGUUCGCUUGAGAGCCACAGUGUGGAUGUGACCUUUUUCUACGUUCCUCAGAUUGUACAAAUGCUCAGACACGAUGAAAGAGGCUACAUCGAGCGAUUUAUUCUUGAGACCGCCAAGCUCGAUCAACUUUUCGCUCAUCAGAUUAUCUGGAACAUGAAAUCGAAUGCGUACAAAGACGAAGACUCCACGAUUCCGGAUUCAAUCAAGCCUAGUCUUGACAGAGUAAUGGAACUGAUGAUUAGCUCCUUUGCCGGAUCUGACAGAGAUUUUUACGAGCGCGAGUUCUCCUUCUUCAACGAAGUCACAUCGAUCUCUGGGAAAUUGAAGCCUUACAUCAGAAAAUCAAAGGCUGAGAAGAAGGCCAAGAUUGACGAAGAGAUGCGCAAGAUCAAGGUCGAUGUGGGUGUUUAUCUGCCUAGUAACCCUGAUGGAACGGUUAUCGGCAUUGACCGAAAGUCAGGAAGACCACUGCAGAGUCAUGCAAAGGCACCCUUCAUGGCAACAUUCCAGAUUCGAAAGAACGUGAAGACGAUCAACACCAUACGACUUGAAGGAGAAGAUGAGAGCGAGAGCAUGGCCGUUGAAACCAUCGAAAGAUGGAUGAGUGCUAUCUUCAAGGUUGGCGAUGACUGCCGACAAGAUCUGCUUGCUCUGCAGCUCAUUGCACUUUUUAGGAAUAUUUUCAACGCGUCAGGUCUUGAUCUGUAUCUUUUCCCUUAUCGUGUUAUUGCUACUGCUCCAGGAUGUGGUGUUAUUGAUGUGCUUCCUAAUUCGAUUUCACGAGACAUGCUUGGUCGUGAGGCAGUCAACGGGCUGUAUGAAUAUUUCAUCAGCAAGCACGGAAGUGAAGACUCAAUCAAGUUCCAGCAGGUUCGCAACAACUUUGUUCAGAGUAUGGCGGCGUACUCGGUCAUCUCAUACCUGCUUCAGUUCAAGGAUCGCCAUAACGGUAAUAUCAUGUAUGAUGACCAGGGUCACGUCUUACAUAUCGACUUUGGUUUCUGUUUCGAUAUCGUUCCGGGUGGUGUGAAGUUCGAAGCUGCUCCAUUCAAGCUCACGCACGAGAUGGUUCAGGUCAUGGGAGGGCGUGACACUCAGGCGUACAGAUGGUUUGAGGAACUGUGUAUCAAGGCUUUCCUUGCGUGUAGGCCGCAUGCCGAGAGCAUCAUCAGAUGCGUGUAUCCGAUGUUGGAAAGUGGCUUGCCAUGUUUCAAGGGUGAGACGACGAUCAGAAACCUGCGAGACCGGUUUGCGCUGGACAAGACCGAUAAAGAGGCUGCGGUGCAUAUGAGAGGACUCAUUAAGAAGAGUGCCGAGAGUCUGUACACUCGUGGUUAUGACGAGUUCCAGAGAGUGACAAACGGAAUCCCGUAUUAGGUGAAAAAAAGUGCAAGUUGUACGAAAGUCUGUGGAGUCAAGCUGCAUCAGUUGUUUUGUAUUUAUAAUGAGUCUUUACUAGUUAAUGCUUUAAUUCAACCU